UCACAUACACAAUCUCUCAUAUGAAACCGAAUUGUAAACUGACAGAUCUCUACUUGCUAAAUAUCAUUCAUUAUAAACUAAGUAUAGUUUUUUACUUUAUUAAUUAAUAAUAAUAAUCUAUACGUUUGGAACACAAUUUAAAAUGCAGUAUUCCAAAAUGAAAGGUGUCAUAGAUGUCUUAGCCAUGCAGAGGGAAAAAAGGUUGAGUGUACAGAAAUCUGUUACGCUAGAUUAUACUAAAGCAAGUGACAGUUUUACAGUGGCCAGAUUUAUAUUCGAGUGUGGUCUUAAAUUAGAAGCCCAUCCUCUGACGCUUUCUACAGCAGCAAUAUUGUAUCAUAGAUUUAUGAGAGAAGCUACACCUCAAGGAUAUGAUCCAUAUUUAAUUGGAUCAACAUGUUUAUAUUUAGCUGGCAAAAUGAAGGAUAAUAAUCUGAAAAUUAGAGAUGUUAUGAAUGUAGCCUACAGUACCUUACAUCGAGGAGCUCCACCACUAGAGUUAGGAGAUCAAUAUUGGGCCAUGCGUGAUGCUAUUGUUCAAGCAGAAUUAUUAUUAAUGAGAAUGCUUAAAUUUCAAGUCAUGCCUGAACAUCCUCACAAAUAUAUGCUGCACUUUUUGAGAUCAUUGCAAGCAUGGUUUGGGGAAGAAGAAUGGGCAAAGUAUCCAGUAGCAAAAACUAGUAUGGCACUAUUACAAGAUUUUCAUCACGUUCCAGCAGUUCUAGAUUAUCCACCUAAAUUGGUGGCUAUAGCCUGCAUUAAUUUAGCCCUACAAAUUUAUGGUGUUGUAGUACCUUUAAUGGAUGAGUGUGAUCAACAUCCCUGGUUUAAUGUAUUUUGCAAAGAAUUAACAAGAGAUAAAUUAUGGGAAAUAAUGGAAAAAAUUAUGGGAGCUUAUGAUGAAGAACCAGAAACGAAAGAUCACUGAUUGUUUGUCAUUUUACUUCAAGUUAAUAAUAAAAUGAAUUUUUUAUAAGCUUCGAUUCUGACACAUAUAGUAAUAUAUUAUUAUGUGAGGAUGUAAAUAUUAUAAAUUUGAAUAAAAAAACAUUUUCAGUCGAA
Molecule: messenger RNA, 1062 nt
Organism: Trichogramma pretiosum
Lineage: Eukaryota; Metazoa; Arthropoda; Insecta; Hymenoptera; Trichogrammatidae
Gene: koko
Product: cyclin-Q
Exons: 6
Coding region: 143-928 (261 amino acids)
Biological process (GO): regulation of transcription by RNA polymerase II
Cellular component (GO): nucleus
Molecular function (GO): cyclin-dependent protein serine/threonine kinase regulator activity
Source: RefSeq, a predicted model, not a curated record